Xyrauchen texanus (razorback sucker) is the source of this 8305-nucleotide messenger RNA. It is a transcript of the gene igdcc4, whose product is annotated as immunoglobulin superfamily, DCC subclass, member 4. Bases 213 to 3995 code for a protein of 1260 amino acids. The record is from RefSeq and is a predicted model, not a curated record. Gene Ontology annotation, molecular function: protein binding. The transcript is spliced from 20 exons. Gene Ontology annotation, biological process: cell-cell adhesion; axon guidance. Gene Ontology annotation, cellular component: axon; plasma membrane. NCBI's taxonomy places the organism in Eukaryota, Metazoa, Chordata, Actinopteri, Cypriniformes, Catostomidae.
GAUGAGGUGCUGAGAGACACGACGACUCUUCCCGACUGAUACAACCAUGCUAUGUUUGUAGGUAUAGGGGGGAACACGCGACAGGGAUAUACGUGAAAUACGCACAAGUAAUUAAAACAGGAGAUUCUGCGUCGCCCGAAUUCCAUUAAAUGUUAUAGCGGUCAUAUAAAGCACACUCUGCUUUACCCGCUGCUGGAAACCCAAAGCUGUACAUGGCGGUGGAGAAAAUCUGGUUCUUCUGUCUACUUUAUCUGGGUUACUGUGGAUUAUCCUCGCAAGAGAAGCCCUUGUCAGUGGAACUGAGCUGCGGUGCUGGUCCGUUCCAUGUGGUUCUGGAGCCUGGGAACCCACUGCUGCUGGACUGCCACCUGGGGGCCAGUGAGCCCCCACUCAACGUGACCUGGCUACAGGAUGGAUUGGUCUUCUCUGAGAGUCAGACCAUCCGGCCUCUGCCCAAUGGCUCCCUGCUCAUUCUGCCCUCCUCCAUGGAUAUUCAGGCUUCAGCAGGUGUGGAGGGCGGGUACAGCUGCCUAAGUACCAGCUCAACAGGAGCCCUGACCAGCCGAGCUAUCACCCUGCAUCUUGCCAGCUUGUCCCAUUUUCUGCAGGAUCCUGAACCUCAGGUGGUGUCUGUAGGAGGCACUGCACGGUUUGAGUGCUAUGCUGAUGGCAUGCCCACCCCAAGCAUCACCUGGGAGAAGAACCAGACACCUCUACCUGCACCAGCUGAAGAGCCAUCCAGGUACAUAUCUCUCCCAAACGGGGUGCUGCAUAUUUUAGGGGUCACAAAGGAAGAUGAAGGAUCAUAUCGUUGUGUGGCCUUCAACUCUGCCAGAAAGCGCUUCAGCCAAGUUGCAUCACUCACUGUCAGCCCAGGUUUGUCUAAGGAGAGUGACGUGAUGAUUGUUGCUCCACCGCGGAACUCCACGGUAGUCUUGGGUCGCCCGGCUGUGUUGGAGUGCAUGGCUCAGGGUGAGCCAAAACCCUUUGUUUCCUGGAGCAGGCAGGAUGGGAAGCCUAUAGCUACUGAUGUGGUUGUCCUGGCAACCAACCUAGUGAUUCCUGACACCCGCCGUCACCAUGCUGGAGUGUACGUGUGUCGUGCCAACAAACCCAAGACCAGAGAUUUUGUCUCAGCUCCCGCUGAGCUUCGAGUACUGGCUCCACCAGUUAUCCUCCAGCCCCCAGAGACAGUGUCUCUGUCCCGGGGUAAUACAGCUCGGUUUGUGUGUAAUAGUUCUGGUGACCCUCUCCCUGCACUCCGCUGGUUGAAGAACGGAGAACCAGUCCAGUCUAAUGCCCGGGUUAAGACUCAGACCCCUGGAGUUCUGCUCAUCAACCAGCUACGUCUGGACGAUGCUGGAUACUACCAGUGUAUUGCUGCAAAUAGUCUGGGCACCGCCUGUGCCACUGCCAAACUCUCAGUGAUUGUGAGGGAGGGGUUGCCCAGCCCUCCCCGGCAUGUGUCUGCCACACCCCAAUCUAGCACUUCUGCAUUGCUCACCUGGGACCCACCGGAACACAACAGUGACCAGAUCAUAGGCUUCUCAGUCCACUACCAACGCACGACGGGCUCAGACAACAUGGAGUAUCAAUUUGCAGUGAAUAACAAUACUACAGAGCUGCAUGUAAAGGAGCUGCUCCCUCACACAGCCUACACCUUCUAUGUAGUGGCUUACUCGCCCAUGGGGGCCAGCCGCCCAUCACAGCCCAUUACCGUGGAGAUGCUGGAGGAUGUGCCUAGUGCUUCUCCGCAGCUGUCCCUGCUGAGCACAUCUCCCACUGACAUCAGAGUGAUGUGGCUUCCCCUUUCCUCCCAGCUCAGUCGCGGAGACAUCACACGCUACCGCAUAGACUACAGAGCACUGGAGCAUGAUUACAUAUACUCUGUGGAAGUGGAUGGGAAUGAGACACAGGUGACUCUAAGAGAUCUGAAACCAAAUCAAACAUACCAGCUCCGGAUAGCGGCAGGAACACGCGCUGGGUUCAGUCAGCAUUCUGAGUGGGCCUCGCACCACACACCUAACCUUACUCAGGUGCUCUUUGCUCCAACUGAGCUCAAAGUGAGAGCCAAAAUGCAUUCCCUCCAUGUCACGUGGCAGCCACCACCCAAUCACACUCAAAUCACCGGCUACAAGCUGUCCUGGUGGGAGGUGGAUGGAGAGGAGCUGGCCAAUGAGGGGAAACCUGUAAUCAAUGAAAGGAGCCAGGGGGUUCAACAAAUCAAACUGCGGAAGAGAGUUAAACACCAUGAGGUCACAAGCCUUGCUCCUGAUCGGCUAUAUGAGGUGAAGGUUUGGGCAUUUAAUAAACAGACUGAAGGUUAUCCUGCCGUAUGGAAGGGCAAAACAGAGAAACUCACAGAUCGAGUGUGGACUCCAAACUCUCUCCCGCCAUUGCCGCCCAUCAGCAUCAGAGCUCGUGCCAACAGUUCCACCUCUAUCUGGCUACGCUGGGAGAAACCGCACUUUAGUAAUGUGCACAUCAUUAACUACACUAUACGCUGCAGCCCCGCAGGAAUACGGAAUGCAUCGCUGGUCUCGUACUAUACCAGCUCUUCUCAGGAGAAAUUGAUGGGAUCACUAAAGCCCUUUACCAGCUAUGAAAUCGCUGUGCAGUCUAAUGGAGUUGAUAUGAGCGGCCCCUUCAGCAGCAUAGUGGAAGAGUCCACACUGCCAGACAAACCGUCCUCUCCUCCAAUGGAUUUGGAGUUGAGUGCACCAAACUCAUUCUCUGUUCUGGUGAGUUGGCGCCCUCCACUGGAGCCAAAUGGUAUAAUUUUAACCUACUGGAUCCUCUACACUGGCAACAUCAGCCAUCCAGACCAUCUAUGGAUAAACCUCACACACGAUGGUUCUGUCACCAAAACAGAGGUCCAGGGCCUGAUGAGUGGGACCUGUUACUAUUUUAAGAUGGGGGCCUGCACUAAAGUGGGGGUGGGACCAUUUUCAUCUGUGAAGGAUGUAAAUACUCCACCAAAGAAAUACGAGCUGGAUGUCCAUGCUGUGACUGGUAUCAUCGUUGGAGUGUGUCUUGGGCUGCUCUGCAUCCUGCUCUGCAUGUGUGUCAGUUUCCACAAUGGAAAAACACGGGAUGUAUCUGGUGGACUAGAAUCCAGUUCUUUAAGUCCUCAGUACAGGAGGGGUACCCGUCCAAUGCCUGCUGCUGCGCCUGAGUGCAGUGACUGCCAUGAGCUGGAAACCCUCAUGCCCCCAAGUGCACAAGACACCACCAGACCCAUCACAGAGCCCAGCGAGGAGCAGAGUCUUAUGGGUAAUGUGGAAAUGAAUGAUGAUGCCCCUUCAGAAUGCAAGCCAGUCUGGAAUGGAUCUGUUAGUCGGAACUGGGCCAAUAGGAUCACCAGGUACAGAGAUACUAUAACUGAAGAUUCUUCUGCUCUCAUCAAUGGAGCCCUAGAGGGACCAGCAUCAGAGAACAGUAAGAGCGGGCAUGUGGAGAGGCUGUAUUCCCUCAGCAAGAACCAGGUGGAGGCUGAAGUCAUCGUGCAUUCACAGCUAUCCAAUAAGACAGUUGGCCCGGGUCCACAAAGUGACAUGGAGCUCUGUCUUGAGUCUCCAUCUUCCCAGCUUCCUUCUCCUGGAGAGGAGGUGACUCCAUUUUCCCCUUGCAAACAGCAUGCCACUCCCCCUCCACCCUGCCCCCUAAGGGAGGACAACCUUGAAACUCAAUCUCCUUCUCCAAACCCCAGCACUCACAUCUUUGAGGUACUGUCCAAUCACAAUGGACCAUUAGAGAGUGGACUCAGCCAGCCAACAGUGGGCGGUGCCAAAAACCAAGAAGUGGGGCUUACUAAUGGUUUCCACUCACCCAAACCCCUUCGGUUAAAGGCAGAAUCCCUAGAGAAUGGGGCCCAAAGACUGUGCCCCGCAGGAAAGGUUCUGUCCACACCAGGUCUCCCCCCUUCCCCCUCAUCCUUUGCCAGCUCUGGCCUUGUUCAUUCUACCUCAGGGGCACAUAACUACCUGUACCCCUAAGCUGGAAGGAAGAGAAGCGAGAAAAAAGUGUUUCCCACAUUCUGGGACAGCUAAGGAGAAAAAUGAGCCAACUUCAACAGCACCUUCCUGCUGUAGAAGUCUUGUAGCCACGCAUGCCUCAUCUCUUGGCUCGGAUUUAUUGCAACCUCUUUGGUUCCAUUAUUUUAUAUGGAUGUAUAUAUAGAAUAUUUUUAUAGCACUUAGUAUCCAUGGGUAUGCACACUUUAAUCCCUCAUUGUGUGCAAGAACAGUAUGUUUACAUGCACACAUGAAGUGUUUAUACUCUGAGGUGAAGCUAAAGGAUCCUGAGGCCAGCACCAGUGAGAAUGCAACCCUUGAAAAAAACUAAUUCAUGGGCGAAUGUAAUUGAUUGAUCCGAGAUUAGUGCUAUCAGUGCCAGCAGGUGUAGACUCAUCCUGUCAGAGAGAGCCCAUAACCCUGCCAGAACGUACCAGCUCCUGCUGUCUCAGGAUCGCCACACACACACACACACACACACACACACACACACACACACACACACACACAUAGUCCUGUACUAUAGAAAUGGUUCUUCCUCUUUAACUUGAUCAGAUAGAUAGGUACAUCUCCACAUACACACACAAACACACACACACACACACACACACACACACACACACAAACCUGAAUAGAAUACAAAUAAAUACAGACAUUCCCUGACUGGAGCUUAGUGUCUCAGGAGUCUAAAUUGUAAGGUGCAUUUAUUACGGUUUGUAUAUACAGUAUAUAUGUACUGUAUGAUUACUGUAUUGAAUACAUGUAGAUAAACGUGACACAAUGAAGAAAAACAAUUUGUGAAGGAAAAGAACAUAAGGAACACUAAGAGUCCAUGUAAAUUUUUUAUAAUUUCAACUCUGUGGAAGGAGCCCUGAGUGUACUUGUAAAGACAUUACACUGAUUCAUGCUCCAAGUUUUUUCUCAGUCAACAACACUACCUCAUUUCCUUGCAGGAUUGUUUGUUUCUGUGUGCAUUUAUGAGUAUCAUUAAGAAGGCAACUUCUUAAAUCUGGUUUUUGAACCAUCAAAUUCAUAGCCUUUGAUAAUAGCAGAAUCUACUGCCUUUGUCACUCUCUGUGUAUGCAUUCUUUUGUAAUGGUUACUGAAACCUUUAUGUAUGAUUAUUAGUCUGUGAGUAAGCAUAUAGUCAUCGGCUUGUACAGUCCUAUCUUUGCUAUGAGGGGAAAAAACUUGUUCAUUUUGACACAACAGUUUGGCAAUAUACCCUUCAAUAAUCACAUGGUUUAACUGAAGUAUAGGUCUCUGCAGAACAGUAAUGUGUGUUUCCAUAUCUGUGGCAUUUUUCAAACUGGAAUGGGUGUUUUUCAGCUAUCCAAUGAAGGAAGAGAAUUACAAUGUAGUAGGCAAAUCGUGUGAAGCCGUUUAAAAUGCCCACCUGGUUUGAAAACGCCCACUGAUUGAGAAACACCCAUUUUUGUUCUGCAGAGACACAAGUCUCAUAUAACCGGAGAUCUCAAGGAUUGUGUCCAUAAGAUCUACCUGUUGAAAUGCCAGUCAUCUCUUUUUCUCAGGGAGCUCUAUGCAGGGAGUCUGAGAAGAACAUUUUCAGUCAAACUAGGAAAUAGCCUCCAUCUCUCAGACAUGUCUUUUCUCAUUCAAUGUUAUUUUUCCUUCGGCCUUGUGUCUGUCACCUUAUUGGGUUCAUAUGGAUUAACCUUUGUUCUCCAUGCAAACACAUAUUUGUAAAGAAUUGUUGCUGAGAGCAGGAUCCGUAUCUGCUGCGCUUCUUUCUUAUGCAUUUUUAACACUUAUUUAAAGUAGUUUAUUUUAAGGAAACAUUUGCGUAUUUGUAUGAGAAUAUUGUUAUAUUAUAAAAGGUUUAAAGGAAUAUUUCGUGUUCAAUACAAGUGACAGCAUUUGUGGCAUAAUGUUGAUUACCACAAAAAAAAAUAUUCCUUUUCUUUAUAAAAUCAAAAAUCGAGGUUACAGUGAGACACUUACAAUUGAGGUGAAUAUGGCCAAUUUUUGGAAUGUUUAAAGGCAGAAAUGUGAAGUUUAUUAUUUUAUAACAUUUUUAUGAAGGGACAUUAAUUCUUCUGUUACAAGGCAUGUAUAUUUGAGCUGUAAAGUUGUUUAAAUCAUCGUUUAUAUGUUCGUUAUAGGGUUUACGAUGUUAUGUAGUCAUGGCAACAAAGUUGUAAAAUUGGAUAUAACUUUGCACAGAAAAGGUUAGUAAAUGAUUUUAUCUCACUAAAAUCAUGUUAAUGUGCAUAUUGUUAUGUCUUGUAGCUAUACUUUUUAAACACUGAACAUUUAUGGAUAAGCCUCAUUCACUUCCAUUGCAAGUCCCUCUCUGUAACCCAGAUUUUUACUGUUUUUAGAAAAGGAGAGAAAAGUUUAAAUACAUUUUUUGUGGUAAUUACUGUAACUUUAUGCCAAAAAUGCUGUUGGUUAUGCUUAAAUUGUAUUGAACGCAAAAUGUUCAUUUAAAAAAAGCAACCAUCGAAAAAACAAACACAAAGGCUCAGACUCUUGUUACCCAUAUUACAUCAGGUCAUUGAAAGGACUGCCCAUGAUCCAAGACAACACUCACUGGCAGUUCAGUCUUGUCAGUCUCAGUCAUUGCCAACUUUCAGCUGAUUGUCUUUGAUAUUACUCCUAGUUCAGCUCAAUAGUGCUUUGGUGCUAGAGCAAGACUAGUUUUUUUUCAAAAUGGUCUUUUAAACAUUCCAGUUUUUGUAUGUACAGCAGGCCAAACUCAGGGCGGUUUAUGUAGGAAAUUAAGAAUGUUUGAAUUACUUCACCUACUUUUUAGCAGCAUAAUUCAAGUGGCCAGUCAGCAACAUAUCCUUGCUCUGUAGAACUUCUGUUUUCAAAGACAUAAGGCCAUUGUGUAUAUUCAGUACUUUAGACUCCCUGCUUUUUACUGAGAUUUGAACAUACAUAUUCAUUACACUUCCUACUAGUUCAGUAUGUUUGUAUUAGAGUUAAUGCCUUAAAAGUGGUUAUUGCUUAUAUGGUUUAAAUGUUCAUGUAUACGGUUUUCAUUGCAACAAAAGUUAUUCUCAACAUGUACAGUAUACAUGUUUGUGUUGUAUUCAAAAUGGCCAUUAUUAUCUUAUAGUCUUAUGCCAGGUACAUGCAAAAUGACAUCAGAUUUUUGUGUUCAGCAUAACCUACCUCCAGCAUUGGAAUGUGUGGGGAAAAUUCAUUGAUCUCUAUUUUUACUUCUGUCUGAAAAUAAGGAAAUUGUGUUAUGCCGGGGUUAUCAGACACUUUCACUGUUUAUGUCUUGUCACUAUCAGAUAUGCAUUUGUUUUCAUAAACCACAUACCCUCUUCAGAAUAAUUUAUAAUUCAAAAACCUAAUUUGCUGCUUGUUAAUUUAAGUACAGUUAUAUCUUCAACAUUGCCCAUAAAGAUUCAGUUGUUCUGAUCCGGUUUGGCAGCGGUGGUUAUUUUUUUUAUUUAAAUGGAUGAGCUGAUUGUUUUUUUUUUGCCUCACGUUGAAGCUCUGCUUCAGGCAGAGCUCCACUCUAUUUCUAUUUCUUGCUCCACUCUAUUCAGGAUGGCAAUGUCAGAGUGUGGAAACGACAGGGAGGAGUUGUGAAUUUGCGUAUGUCACAAUAGUUCUGUAGGAUGUUUGCCGAUGAGGAUCAGGGGUUCCCUUGUUGAGCCAUACCUCUCAAAACAGACACAAGAUUAUAUAGCUCUGUCUUUAUAAUGUGCGUAUGAUCAGUGCUGAUUGCUCAGGUUCCCUGUCUUUGCAUAAAACGUUUGGGAGGAACAUUCUAGCUUACUCUAAUGUAAGGUGAGUUGGUGCAUAUAAAACCUCAUCUGUCCUCCUGGAAAAUAAAGGCUUUAAUGAUAGGGAAAAGCAACAACAAAUAGAAACACUGAUGGACAGGCAUGCUUUUUGUUUUAAAUAAAUCUUAUGCCUGUUUUCCCUUUGGUGCUUUGUGGUGUCCCAGGCUGGUGAUGUGAGAAUUCAUCCUGCUUUCUACCUUUUCAAAACCAGCAGACCUGUGCGUUUCCACUUAACUAUUACGAACUACAGAGAUUUGUAUAUCAAGUUCCUACAUUGUGACAUAUUUUACCACUCUGAUGAGUCUCUCACAGUAUUUAAGAAUUCUUUAAUUGACUCACUUAAAUUGGAUUUAAUGCUUUUAACAGGAACAAUUGUCCCCUCUGAAUUAUAGAUGCAAUGAAAUUACAAAUGUAGGUAAUCAUACUGUAUCUUAUAUGUGAACUGUGAAGGGUGGAGUCUCAUUUCAGUGGAGGAUAUUAUAUUAUAUUGGACUAAGUAAAUAUAUAUCUGAAUAAAAAUAAAAG